GUUGUGGAAGGUUGUGUCUGGUGUGAGGGUGUGUGGAGGGGUAACGAAUGUGGCUUUUAUGUCUGGUGUGAGGGACAACGAGUGGGGUGGAUUGUGUCUGGUGGGCAGGGGCUGUGCAAGGGGUAAUGAGUGGGGGAUUUGUGUGUUGGGCAGGGGGUGUGUGAGGGGUAACAGGUUGUGUCUGAUGAGAGGGUGUGUGUGAACAGUUACAAGUGGAGGGGUUGUGCCGUGUGAGGGUCAACGAGUGUGAGAUUUUGACUUGGGAGAGGGUUGGCUGGUCAGUGAUUGGUAAUGCUGAGGGAGUUGGUUACACAUGUUAUAUAUGAAUCCCUAGCUUGUAGAUAUUGAUGGAUAUCUACAAGAUAGAUAUUGUAGAUACUGUGGCUAUACUGGAUGAUUGAGAAUGUACCAAAGGGUUGAAGACUCCUGCUUAAAAAUCUAUUCAAUUCUGUCUACCAUAGCCCUUUUAUUCUCUGUACGUUUAGCUCCUGUAGUUAACUACCUUUACUUUAUUGUCACCAAACAUUUGAUACUAGAGCGUACAAUCAUCUUCGCGAUAUUUGAUUCUGCACUUCGCGCUCCCUGAAGUACAAAUCAAACCUUGUUCACAGAACCGAUACAAAGUGGGAGUAGCAACUCUUGUCAAUCUCAUUGGUGAGGAAUAGUUGUGAAGGAUCUGGAAUGGGAUAUGAUAUUGAACGAUUUAUCGGCUAUGUAAACGAAGGUCUUUUGUGUUGCAUUUGCCGAGAUGUGUUGGAGAAUCCAUUACAGGCUCCAUGUGAGCACGCCUUCUGUACAUCAUGUAUUCAUGGGUGGCUCAUACAGAACCAUAACUGCCCCGAAGAUCGGCAGACCCUGGACACAUCCAUGCUUCGACCACUAUUCAGGUACAUGCGAAAUGAUUUGAAUCGGCUACAGAUGUGGUGCAGAAAUAAACAACAUGGCUGUGAAACAAUCUGUUCUUUAGAAGCAAUUGACAGACAUGAAAGAGAAUGUGAAUACAGCUGGGUUCCCUGCUUAAAUGCUGGUUGUACUGUUCAAGUAGAACGACGCAAUCUGGAAUCGCACAUGGCAGUGUGUGAAUGCCGAAGCCGGGAGUGCUCUAAUGGUUGUGGUUAUGCCAUACUUAGUGCAGACGAUGCUCAGCACAAUUGUAUCGCGGAACUGAGGACAGAACUGGAAUUGCUUAGGUCUGAGAUGAUUUGUAAAGUUGAAGAAGUAAAGCAUGAAAUGGAAUCCCGUUUAGAUUCUCAAAGAAGACACAUGGUACAGAAAGAGAGCUUCCUGCAAAAUGAAAUCGAGGAGCUUAAAAGCCAGUUGUCUCGUGUGAUGUCGGAUAUGCGGACACUGGUAGCCGAAGAAAGGAAGCAUCGUCAGGAGGUGGAACAAGCCGAACUGGAGAAGAAGGAGCUAAUAGAGUUGUUGAGAAGCUGGAAUAAAGAGACCGGGCUUCUCAGUGGAGAAGGAAGCAGCAAGAGAAUCACAGCUGUUAGACCCCCCAACCGAAUGGAAAGCAUCAAACGCAAGCCUAAAGAGGUCACUGUUAUCUAAAUGAUGGGUUACUAAAUUAUCAUGAAAGCAUUUCCCUCAUGUUUGUUUUAAAUGGGUUCCAUUUUUUUUGCCUUGUCCAGUUAGAACACAGCAUUUAAUUCAGUACUACAUAGGACACUGUACAUUACAGGCCCUUCAACCCACACCCACCACUAAAUCUGUGUAUAAUAAAAACAAACCUCUCACAUCUUUCCUGCCCUCCCCACCAUACUUGCUUCCAAACACCUUAAAAUUAUGCCCCUUCAUAUUAGCCAUUUCAGCCCUGGGCAAGCAUCUCUGGCUGUCCUUUGUAUCCAUGCCUCUAUGUGUUGGACGUGGCCAAGUGGAUAAGGCAUCGGUCUAGUGAUCUGAAGGUUGCUAGUUUGAGCCUUGGCUGAGGCUGCGUGUGUGUCCUUGAGCAAGGCACUUAACUACACAUUGCUUUGCGACGACACCGGUGCCAAGCUGUAUGGGUCCUAAUGCCCUUCCCUUGGACAACAUGGGUGGCGUGGACAGGGGAGACUUGCAAGCUUGGGCAACUGCCGGUCUUCCUUAAAAAAAACCUUGCCCAGGCUUGCGCCUUGGAAACUUUACAAGGUCCAAAUCCAGGGUCUGUCGAGACUAACGGAGGCCUACCUAUCAAUGCCCUCUAGUCCAGGCAGAAUCCUGGUAAAUCUCUGCACCCUUUCUGCCACUUAAAUAAAGGCAGAACUGAUAUUCUUGCCCAACUUUCUUUUGAUGCCCAGCUUUUCUGCAAACAGAAAUGUAAUGAUCUUUGCUUGGCCUUAGCACUGGUCAAUGGAGUCACUUAAUUCACUGAAGUGCUGUGUUCAGUGUAUUUAAGGGAAAUUUGUUAAACUGUUGCUUGAAUGUCAUGUCUUCCUGAAGGAUAAAAUCCUAAUAAAUUAAGAGUGACUGAAUUUCAAACAAGAAAGAUUUUUGCCUUGUAGACUGCGGCUCUUUACAUUAGAACAAGUACUCAGUGGCCACUUCAUUCGGUACACCUGCACACUGGCUCAUUAAUGCAAAAAUCUAAUCAGCCUAUCAUGUGGCAGUAACUCAGUGCAUAAAAGCAAGAGGAAGAGGUUCAGUUGUUGUUCAGACCAAACAUUGGAAUGAGGAAGAAUUGUGAACUUAGAUCAUAAGAAAUAGGAGCAGAAUUAGGACAUUUGGCCCAAAGAGUCUGCUCUGCUAUUUCAUCAUGGCUGAUCCAAUUUCGUUCUCAGCCCCAGUCUCCUACCUUCUCCCUGUAUGCCUUCAUGCCCUGACCAAUCAAGAAUCUAUGAACCUCUGCCCUAUAUGUGCUUAAAGACUUGGCCUCUGCAGCUGUCUGUGGCAAAGAAUUCCACAGAAUCACCACUCUCAGACUAAAGAAACUCAUCUGUUCUAAAAGGAUGGCCCUUAGUUCUGAGGCUGCAUCCUCUAGUCUUAGACUCUUCCACCACAGAAAACAUCCUCUCCACAUCCACUUUAUUGAGGCCUUUCACUAUUCGAUAGGUUUCAUUGAGGUCACCACUCAUUCUUCCAAAUUCCAGUGCCCAGAGCCAUCAAGCACUCUUCAUCUGACAAGCCACUUGCGUAGUCUUUAGAACCCUCUCCAGUUUCAGAACGUCCUUUCUAAGUAGCCCAAAACUGUUCACAAUACUCCAAGUGAGGCCUCACCAGUGCUUUAUAAAGUCUCAAUAUUACAUCCUUGCUUUUAUAUUCUAGUCAACUUGAAAUGAAUGCUAAGAUUGCAUUUGCCUUCCUCACCACAGACUCAACCUGCAAAUUUAUCUUUAGGGAAUCCUUCACAAGAACUCCCAAGUCCCCUUUAAACCUUUUUUUGUAUUUGCUCUCCAUUUAGAAAACAGACAAUCCUUUUAUUUCUUCUACCAAAGUGUAUGACCAUACACUUCCCAAUACUGUAUUCCAUCUGUCACUUUGCCCAUUCUGCUUAUCUGUCUAUCCUUCUGUAGCCCCUCUACUUCUUCAAAACUACCUGCUUCUUUACCUGUCUCCAUAUCAUCUGCAAACUUGGCAACAAAGCUAUCAAUUCCAUCAUCUAAAUCAUUGACAUAUAAUGUAAAAAGAAUCAGCCCCUACACAGACCCACGAGACACCGGAAGCCAGUCAGAAAAGGCUCCCUUUAUUCCCACUCUUUGCCUCCUGUCAAUCAGCCACAGCUUUAUCCAUGCUAGAAUCUUUCCUGUAAUACCAUGGGUUGCAGCUUGUUAAGCAGCUCAUGUGUGGCACCUUGUCAAAGGCCACCUGAAAAUCCAAGUACUCAACAUCAGCUAAUUCUCCUUUGUCUACCCUACUUCAAGGAAUUCCAACAGGUUUGUCAAGCAAAAUUUUCCCUUGAGGAACCCAUAAGCAUCCAGGUACCCUGAGACUUCAUCCUUUAUGAUCAACUCCAACGUUUUCUCAAGCAGUGAGGUCAAACUAACUGGUCUAAAUUUCCUUUCUUCUGCCCCUCUCCCUCUUGAAGAGUGGAGAGACAUUUGCAAUUUUCCAAUCUUACAAAACCAUUCCUGAAUCUAGUGAUUCUUCAAUGAUCAUUACUAAUGCCUCCACAGUCUUUUUCAGAACUCUGGGGUGUAUAUGAUCUGAUCUUGUUGCAUCUCCAUCUUAAUAUCUUUCGGUUUCACUAAAACCUUCUAACUUCCCUCUUAAUUUUUGUUCUCUCGGGCUUUUGUGUUGGCUUUGACUUCUCUUGUUAGCCACAUUUGUGUCAUCUUACCUUUAGAAUACUUGUUCCUCUUUGGGAGUUUGAAUGGGGCACGACUGCGCAAGUGCAUGAAGGUUGGCCUCUGAGACAGUGGGAGAGUUUAAAAGGCAAACAGAUUAACGGAGCGGGCGAUGGAGUAGUGGGAGACAGAGUAGGAAGGCUUUGGCUCGAGAAGCUUCGGUGAGCAGAGGCUGAGGACGAACUUGCUCCCCAGUCAGGUAAGGCCGGUCAGCUCCUUUAAUUAAUCUAAUUAACUUAGAAGUAGGUCUUUUUUUCCCCUUGGCGAAUCGGCCCAGACAGAUGGAGGAACAGCAGGGCUCACUGAGCUAACGGUUUAAAAAGUUUGUGUGUUUGGCGAAUUAAAUAGGUGAGUAGACUUACUUUUCCUUGUUUCAUUCCUGUGGAAUUAGGUAGCAUGUCUGCAGGGUUAGUGCUUUGUUCAGUGUGUCAGAUGUGGGAAUCCUGGGAGACCUCCAGCCUCCCUGAUGGCCAAUUCUGUGCCAGGUGCACCGAGAUGCAGCUCCUCGGAGACCGUGUUAGGGAUCUGGAGCUGCAGUUUGAUGACCUACUGCUUAUUAGGGAAAGUGAAGAGGUGAUAGACAGGAGCUACAGGGAGAUAGUCAUCCCUAGGCUACAGGGGUCAGAAAACUGGGUGACUGUAAGGAGAGGGAAGGGAAAUGCCCAGAUAGUGGAGAUCACCCCUGUGGCUGCCCCCCUCAGCAACAAGUAUAUCGUUUUGGAUGCUGUUGAGGGGAACGACCUGACGGGACGGCCACGGUGACCGGGUCUCUGGCACUGAGCCUGGCGCUGUUGUGUAGGAGGGAAGGAGGGAGGAUUGCAGUAGUCAUAGGGGAUUCCAUAGUCGGGGAACAGACAGGAGAUACUGUGAGCCUGAUGGAGAUACCCGCAUGGUGUACCCCCCAGGUGCCAGGGUACGGGAUGUCUCCAAUUGGGUCCAGAAUAUUCUGAAGGGAGAGGGCGAGCAGCCAGCUGUCUUGGUACAUGUUGGUACCAAAGACAUAGAUAGGAAAAGGGAGGAGGACCUGAAGAAAGAUUUCCGGGAGUUAGGAAGGAAGCUGAGAAGCAGGACCUCCAGGGUAGUAAUCUCAGGAUUGCUACCUGUGCCAUGUGCUAGCGAGGGCAAGAAUAGUAGGAUCAGGCGAUGGAUGCGUGGCUGAGAGACUGGUGCAGGGGGCAGGGCCUCAGAUUCUUGGAUCAUUGGGAUCUCUUUUGGGGGAGGUAUGACCUGUUCAAAAAGGACGGGUUACACCUGAACUCAAGGGGACCAAUAUCCUGGCGGGAAGGUUUAAUAGAGCUGUUAGGUUUAAACUAAUUCAGCAGGGGGAUGGGAACCAGAAUGAUAGAGCGGAGGAGGUGGAAAACAGAAAUAAAUCUAAGAUAGCAGUAAAGAUGUCAGGAAGGACAGGCAGGUGAUGGGACAAAUUUGCAGCCAUUGGAAUGAGUUGCAGUGCGAUAAAGUUGCAGUACAAUCAAAGCAAAAAGUAGCAAAUACUGGACUUAAGGUGUUAUACUUAAAUGCACACAGCAUACAGAAUAAGGUGGAUGUUCUUGUCAUACAGCUACAGAUUGGCAGGAAUGAUUGUGGCCAUCACUGAGACGUGGCUAAAGGAUUCAUGUCUCUGGGAGCUGAACGUCCAAGGAUACAUGGUGUAUCGGAAGGAUAGGCAGGUAGGCAGAGGGGAUGGCGUGGCUUUAUUGGUAAGAAAUGGUAUUAAAUCAUUAGAAAGAGUUGACAUAAGAUCAGAAGAUGCCAGAUCUUUAUGGGUUGAGCUAAGAAAUAGCAGGGGUAAAAGGACCCUGAUGGCAGUUAUAUACAGGCUGCCUAACAGCUGCAGUGAUGUGGACUACAAAUUACAACAGGAAAUAGAAAAGGCUUGGCAGAAGGACAGUGUUAUGAUAAUUGUGGGGGAUUUUAACAUGCAAGUGGAUUGUUAAAAUCAGGUUGGCACUGGAUCUCAAGAGAGAAAAUUUGUAGAAUGUCUACGAGAUGGCUUUUCAGAACAGCUUCUUGUUGAGCCCACUAGAGGAUCGGCUGUACUGGAUUGUGUAUUGUGUAAUGAACCAGAGGUGAUUAGAGAGAUGGAAGUGAAGGAACCCUUAGGAGGCAGUGAUCACAACAUGAUUGAGUUCACUGUGAAAUUUGAGAAAGAGAAGCCAAAAUCCGAUGUGUUGGUAUUUCAGUGGAGUAAAGGAAAUUACAAUGGCAUGAGAGAGGAACUGGCCAAGGUUGACUGGAAAGGGACACUAGCGGAAGGACGGCAGAGUGGCAGUGGCUGGUGUUUAUGCGAGAAGUGAGGAAGGUGCAAGACAGAUAUAUUCCAAAGAAGAAGAAAUUUUCAAAUGGAAAAAGGAUGCAACCGUGGCUGACGAGAGAAGUCAAAGCCAAAGUAAAAGCAAAGGAGAGGGCAUACAAGGAAGCAAAAAUUAGGGGAAGACAGGAUUGGGAAGUUUUUAAAAGCUUACAAAAGGAAACUAAGAAUGUCAUUAAGAGGGAAAAGAUGAACUAUGAAAGGAAGCUAGCAAAUAAUAUCAAAGAGGAUACUAAAAGCUUUUUCAAGUAUAUAAAGAGUAGAUAUAGGACCGAUAGAAAAUGAUGCUGGAGAAAUUGUAAUGGGAGAUAAGGAGAUGGUGAACGAGUAUUUUGCAUCAGUCUUCACUGAGGAAGACAUCAGCAAUAUACCAGAUACUCAAGGGCGUCAGGGAAGUGUGCGCAGUCACAAUUACGACAGAGAAAGUACUCAGGAAGCUGAAUAGUCUAAGGGUAGAUAAAUCUCCCGGACUAGAAGGAUUACACCCUCGUGUUCUGAAGGAAGUAGCUGUGGAGAUUGCGGAGGCAUUAGCAAUGAUCUUUCAAAACUCAAUAGAUUCUGGCAUGGUUCUGGAGGACUGGAAGAUUGCAAAUGUCACUCUGCUAUUUAAGAAGGGGGCAAGGAAGCAAAAAGGAAAUUGUAGACCUGUUAGCUUGACAUCGGUGGUUGGGAAGUUGUUGGGAGUCAAUUGUCAAGGAUGAGGUUACGGAGUACCUGGAGGCAUAUGACAAGACAGGCAGAACUCAGCAUGGUUUCCUUAAAAGAAAAUCCUGCCUGACAAACCUAGUGCAAUUUUUUGAGGAAAUUACAAGUAGGCUAGACAAGGGAGAUGCAGUGGAUGUUGUCUAUUUGGAUUUUCAGAAGGCCUUUGAUAAAGGUGCUGCACAUGAGGCUGCUAAACAAGAGCCCAUGGAAUUACAGGAAAGUUACAUACAUGGAUAGAGCAUUGGCUUAAUGGCAGGAAACGGAGAGUGGGAAUAAAGGGAUCCCAUUCCGGUUGGCUGCCAGUUACCAGUGGGGUUCCACAGGGGUCUGUGUUGGGGCCGCUUCUUUUUACGUUGUAUAUCAACAAUUUGGAUUAUGAAAUAGGUGUCUUUGUGGCUAAGUUUGCUGAUGAUACAAAGGUAGGUGGAGGGGCCGGUAGUGCUGAGAAAACAGAGAGUUUGCAGAGAGACUUGGAUAGAUUGGAGGAAUGGGCAAAGAAAUGGCAAUUGAAAUACAGUGUUGGAAAGUGUAUGGUCAUGCACUUUGGUAGAAGAAAUAAACGGGCAGACUAUUAUUUAAGUGGGGAGAGAAUUCAGAGUUCUGAGAUGCAACGGGACUUGGGAGUCCUCGUGCAGGAUAGCAGGAUGCAGGUUAAUCUCCAGGUUGAGUCGGUGGUGAAGAAGGCAAAUGCAAUGUUGGCAUUAAUUUCUAGAGGAAUAGAGUAUAGGAGCAGGGAUGUGAUGUUGAGGCUCUAUAAGGCACUGGUAAGACCUCACUUGGAAUACUGUGUGCAGUUCUGGGCUCCUUAUUUAAGAAAGGAUGUGCUGACAUUGGAGAGGAUUCAGAGAAGAUUCACGAGAAUGAUUUCAGGGAUGAGAGGGUUAACAUAUGGGUAACAUUUGACCGCUCUUGGACUGUACUCCUUGGAGUUUAGAAGAAUGAGGGGGGACCUCAUAGAAACAUUUCAAAUGUUGAAAGGCAUGGACAGAGUGGAUGUAGCAAAGUGGUUUCCCAUGGUGGGGGAGUCUAGUACGAGAGGGCAUGACUUAAGGAUUGAAGAGUGCCCAUUCAGACCAGAGAUGCGAAGAAAUUUUUUUAGCCAGAGGGUGGUGAAUCUGUGGAACUUUUGUCACAGGCGGCAGUGGAGGCCAAGUGAAGGCAGAGAUUGAUAGGUAUCUGAGUAGCCAGAGCAUCAAAGGUUAUGGUGAGAAGGCGGGAGAGUGGGACUAAAUGGGAGAUUGGAUCAGCUCAUGAUGAAAUGGCAGAGCAGGCUCGAUGGACCAAUGGCUGACUUCUGCUCCUUUGUCUUACGGUCUUAUCCUGUGCCUUUUGGAUUACUUCCAGAAACUCCAUCCACUGCUGCUCUGCCAUCAGCCCUGCCAGUGUUUUUUUUCAAUCGAUUCUAGUCAGCUCUUCUCUCAUGACUCUGCAAUUCCCUUUAUAAUACUCCAUUAUAAUACUGAUACAUAUGACUUUAGCUGCUUGAGGUUAUUUUACCUUAAGCUCUCUAAUCAAUUCUAGUUCGUUGCACAACAUCCAAUCCAGAAUAGCUGAUCUGCUGGUGGGCUCACCCUUGAAUUGCUCUGAAAAGCUAUCUGGUAGGUAUUCUAGAAAUUCUCCCUCUUGGAAUCCAGAACCAGCCUGAUUUUCCCAAUAUACCUGCAUAUUGAAGUCUCCCAUGAUUAUUUUAACUUUGUCAUUUUGGUAUGCAUUUUCUAUCUCGUUAUAAUUUGUAGUCCACAUUGUUACUACCAUUUGGGGAUCUGUACACAAUUCCCAUCAGGGUCUUUUUAUCCGUUCAGUUCCCUGGCUCUAUCCACAACGAUUCAACACCUUCUGACCCUAUGACACCUCUUUCUAAUGAUUUGAUUUCAUUGUUAACCAACAUAGCAAUGCCGCCCCCUCUGCUUUCCUGGUUGUCCUUUUGAUACAAUGUGUAUCCUUGAACAUUACGCUCCCAGCUAUAAUCUUCCUUCAACCAUGAAUCAGUGAUGCCUAAAACAUCAUACAUGCAGAUCUGUAACUGUGCUACAAGUUGAUUGACAUUCCGUAUACCUCACACAUCCAAAUAAAGGACCUUUAGUCCUGUAUUCACCCUUUUCAAUUUUGUCCACCUUUGACACUGCAACUUAUCCAGCUACCAUCACUCCAAUUUCCAUCCCCCUGCCAAAUUAGUUUAAAACCUCCAGAACAACUCUCACCAACCUACCCACAAGGAUAUUGAAUCCCUCAGGUUCAGGUGUAACCCAUCCCUUCCCCAGAAGAGAUCCCAGAGAUCCAUAAAUCUGAACCCCUGCCCCAGAUAGGAAUCAUCCUAUUCCUUCCCUCACUGGCAUGAGGACAGGCAGCAAUCCAGAGGUCCUAUUUCUCAGCUUUCUACCUAGCUCCCUAAAAUCUCUCUUCAGGACCUCCUCACCUUGUCUACCUAUGUCAUUGUGCCAGUAUGCUUACCCUCACCCCUAAGAAUCUCUAUCGCACCCACAGAAUCUCAUCUCUGUUCCUCUGACUAGGGAAUCUCAUAUCAACACUGUGGUCCUCUUCACCACUCUGCUCCCCUGAGCCACAGCACUAGAUUCAUUGCUAGAGACCCACUCACUGUGGCCCCCUCCUGGUAAGUGAAUUUGACUGUGGAAUGAUUGCUGGUGCCAGAUUGGGUGGUUUGAGCAUUUAAAAACUACUGGUCUCCUGGGAUUUUCAUGCACAGCAUGAUUUAGAGUUUACAGAGAAUGGUGCAAUAAAAAAAAACAUCCAGCAAGCAGCAGUUCUGUGCACAGAAAUGCCUUGUUAAUGAGAAGAUGGGUGGCUCACACUGACAGGAAGGCUACAGUAGCUGAAAUAACCACACGUGUCGAAGAGCAUCUCUGAAUGCACAACACAUCAAACCUAAAUGUGGAUAGGCUACAGCAGCUGAAGACCACAAAGACACUCAGUGGCCACUUUAUUAGGUACAAGAGGAAUCUAAUAAUGUAGCCACUGAUUGUAAGACAACACUACUCAAUAAAGGUCCUUUGGCACAUGAUAUUGUGCCGACUGUUUGUCCUUUCCCUCCAUUAUAGUCCUCCAUUUUUCUAUCAUGCAUGCGCCCGUUUCUUAAAUGUCCCCAGUAGGCCUACCUUUCCCACCACCCUUGGCCAGUACAAUGCAAGAAUUUAAAUAUCAAAGCUCCAGGCAUAUUACCUGCAUAUCAUUCUCAGAGCAGAAAUGAAGAUGUAAUGUGAUCACAUGAAUUGAGACAGGCAGCUGUAGAGAAGGAUAUGGGAUCCACAUAUGCAGAAUGUUAGGGUGGAUUCCCUUCAUGGGGAACUGUGUGACUUUGGUUAAUGUGGGGAGGCUGAUGCAAGGGCAGCCACCACACGGUCCUUGACAGAUUGGGGUCAGGGUCCAGUAGCAAGGAAUGCAAAACGACUGGGGUCCCUCACUACUGCAGUGUUCCUCCAUUUUCACUGUUGUUGUGAUAUGUCAUCAUCUUCCACCAGCUCCACUGCUAGGUAGUCUUAAUCUGGAACCUCCCCUUGGCCUUACCACUGUGAGUGACCCUUCCAGGGCCAUAAGACUUUCAGCCCAUCGAGUCUGUUCUGCCAGUCCAUCAGAAUAGGCCCUUCUGUCUCUUAGAUCCAUGCUGCCCAGCAAUCCUAUGAUUGAACCCUGACCUAUUCUCUGGACAACUAACCGAGUAGCCGGUACAUCUUUCUGGGAGGAAACUGGUGCACCCAGGAAAAACCCGCGCAGUGACAGGGAGAUUGUACCAACUCUGUACGGACUGCAGCAGGGACUGCUAUUGUAAAGUGUUGUGCUAACCACUAUGCUACACUGUCUCAUCUCCCUCUGAACCCCAUUCUCCUGCCUGCUCUCCAUCAUUUUUGAUGCCCUGAUUAAUCAACUUCCACCAUAAAUUUAUUCAAUGACUUGGCCUGCGCUGCCAUCUAUGGCAAUGAAUUACACAAAUUCACCACCCUCUGGCUGAUAUUUUUCCUUAUUUCUGUUCUAAACAGACAUCCUUCUAUUCUGAGGCUGUGCCCCCUGGUCCUUGACUCACCCACUAUAGGCAACAUCCCCUCUAUCCAGACCUUUCAAUAUUCUGUAGGAUUCAAUGAGACACCCCCAUCAUUCUUCAAAUUCCAGUGAACACAGAAACAGAGCCAUCAAAUGCUCCUGAUAUGUUAAUCCUUUCAAAGAGAAUAUUUCCUGUGGUGGGAGAGUCUAAGAACAGAGGACACUGUCUCAGAAUAUUGUGUGCAGUUUUGGUCACCGAAUUACAGGAAGUAUACUAAUAAGGUUGAAAGAGUGCAGAGAAGGUUUACAAGGAUGUUGCUGGGACUUGAGAAACUGAGUUACAGAGAAAGGUUGAAUAGGUUAGGAUGUUAUUCCCUGGAGCAUAGAAGAAUGAGGGGAGACUUGAUAGAGGUAUAUAAAAUUAUGAUAGGUAUAGAUAGAGUGAAUGUAAGCAGGCUUUUUCCACUGAGGCUAGGGGAGAAAAAAACCCAGAGGUCAUGGGUUAAGGGUGAAGGGGGAAAAGUUUAAAGGGAAUAUUGGGGGGGGGGUUUCUUCACAGAGUGGUGGGAGUGUGGAAUGAGCUGCCAUUUUAAGUGUUGAAUGCGGGCUCAUUUUUAACAUUUAAGAAAAACUUAAAUGGGUACAUGGAUGAGAGGUGUAUGGACGGAUAUGGUCUAGGUGCAGGUCAGUGGAACUAGGCAGAAAAAUGGUUUGGCACAACCAAGAAAGGCCAAAAGGCCUGUUUCUGUGCUGUAAUGUUCUGGGUAAUAGAGGGGUGUCCUUUUAGAACAGGGGAGGAAUCUCUUUAGCCAGAGUAGAACCCUUUGCCACAAGCAGCCAUGGAGGCCACGUCUUUAUAUAUGUUUAAGGCAGGGGUUGAUAGAUUCUUGAUUAAUCAGGGCAUGAAGGGAUAUGGGGAGGAGGCAGGAGACUGGGGCUGAGAGGAAACUGGAUUAACCAUGAUGAAAUAGCAGAGCAGACUCUAUGGGCCAAACGACCUAAUUCUGCUCCUAUAUCUUAUGGUCCUAUAAAGCCUCAGCACCGCAUCUUUGCUUUUGUAUUCUUAUCUUCUUGAAAUUAAUGCUAUAUUGCUAUUGCCUUCCUUAGCACUAACUCAGCUUAUAGGGAAUCCUGCACGAGAACUCCCAAUUACUUUUGCACCUGAUUUUUGAGUUUUCUUGCCAUUUAGAAAAUAGUCCACACCUUUAUUCCUUCUACCGAUGUUCAUGACCAUACACUUCCCUACACUAGGGCAGCGCAGUAGUGUAGUGAUUAGCAAAAUGCUUUACAGUAACUGGAACCCUGUCUCCCUGUGACAGUGUGGGUUUCCUCUGGGUGCUUUGGUUUCCUCCCACAGUGCAAAGACGUACCUGUUGGUAGGUUAAUUGGUCAUUUUAAAUUGUCCCAUGAUUAGGCUUGGGUUAAAACAGUUGCUGGGUGGUGUGGAAGGAUCUAUGGACCACUGUAUCUUAAAUAAAUAAAUUAUAUAAGCCACUUCUUUGUGCAUUCUCCCAAUCUGCAUCGUACUGAAAUAAUACUGUUACAAGCUAAAAUGAAAGAUCAUUGAAAAGACUGCAUUCUAAUUAAGAAUGUUCUUAGUAAUUGUUAAUGUGGAUAUCACCAGUGGGGAUGUAAAGGUACAUUAAUUAUUUCACGUCCAUUUGGAGUAAUGUGGGCGAUAGAUUUCCUGAAGUAAAGAACCUUAGUGAAUCUGUUUUGGGCUGAUGACAAUGAGAAUUCUACAGUCAAUAUUCAUCAAUAAAUCACCAAAUUAAUCAAACUCAGUUUUACAAUGUGCCAAGUUGGAAUUUAAACUCUUGGCCAAGGACCUGGAGUGAAAUUACCUGUAGUGUACACACACACACUUGAAUUCAACACAAGGGGCUCGUUCCACUUCUUCAUAACAUGACUGAUCAAUUUGUUAACUUGACUCUGCAUUCCUGCUCAAUUUGUUCCAUUUCAUCCCUUGUUACUCAAUCUACUUUUGCCUAAGCAAUCCACUUCCAAUAAACAUGAGAAAAAAGACCCAAAAUUCUGUGAGAGUGAGUAAGGCCUCCAUUGGUCAGGAUUGACCCUGGAUAUUGCAUCCUAGCUGUCUAGAUAUGCAAGCUUGGGCAGUAUGACACGGAGAGAAGCUCUCCCUCUCCACGCAGAUGAUGAACCCAAAGGAACGGCAGAGACUAAUACAGUUUGGCACCAGUGGCAUUCCAGAAGUUGCCAGUCAGCGUUUAACUCACCAUAGGACUGCCUUAGGGACUCUAGCUCUAGAUUUCUUCCUCAAGGCUUACUCCCAAAACCUUCCCAAGGGUGGGUGUAGCCACAAGGCAUCAGAGGUUUGAGAUCAAAGUUUUCCUUCUCCUUCGUGAGCUACCAACCAUAGCCGACAAGCUCCAUGUGCCCGAAGCAACUGGUUUUAAGGCACCUUUGUCCCUUCUGUAUAACAUACAAAUACUGAAGAAACUGAGCAGGUCAGGCAGCCUCUAUGGAAAGGAAUAAACAGUCAAGACCCUCGGCUGGAAACUUAAGACUGUUUAUUCCCCUCCAUAAAUGCUACCUGACCUGCAGAGUUCCUCCAGCAUUUUCUGUGUGUUGCUCUGGAUUUCCAGUAUCUGCAAAAUCGCUUGUGGUUACCAUUUGAGUACAUCUUGUACCAAUGCACUAAAUGUCCUACUUUAACCUCCAGUUUUAAAGUACAUUGUUGACAGUCAUAAACACAAGGUACAUACGUUAGGGCAUCAAAAGUUAUGGCGGAAAAUGGGUUCCUUUCUAGUCCUGAUGAAGG
Hypanus sabinus (Atlantic stingray) is the source of this 14050-nucleotide messenger RNA. RefSeq names its product ring finger protein 41, like (gene rnf41l). The record is from RefSeq and is a predicted model, not a curated record. Gene Ontology annotation, molecular function: zinc ion binding. The coding region runs from base 682 to 1551 and encodes 289 amino acids. The transcript is spliced from 7 exons. Lineage: Eukaryota; Metazoa; Chordata; Chondrichthyes; Myliobatiformes; Dasyatidae.